This is a messenger RNA of Xiphophorus couchianus (Monterrey platyfish), 1077 nucleotides long. RefSeq lists its product as uncharacterized. NCBI's taxonomy places the organism in Eukaryota, Metazoa, Chordata, Actinopteri, Cyprinodontiformes, Poeciliidae. The record is from RefSeq and is a predicted model, not a curated record. The transcript has 3 exons. Bases 1 to 1077 code for a protein of 358 amino acids.
AUGUUAUGUUUUAUUAGACAUUAUUCAUUAGUUAUUGUGUGUAAUUGUCACAGGAUGGAUGAUAUAUAUGACUUCUUAAAAUCACGGGAUGUUUCAGAGGAAGUCAUACAACGACUGCAUAAGGAUAAGAUUGACUCCAGUGUCCUUCUGUUCAUGACAGAUGAGCAGCUUAAGGAGUAUCUCCCAUCUUAUGGUGACCGACUGGCACUUCUCGGAUAUUGCAGACGAAGGGAAAAUGAUCCUGCUGGCCGGAAAUCAAAACCUUUUGACCGAUUGAGAGCCAAGAUUUCAAGGAACAAAGGCAAUGAUCAAAAGCAGAUCUCAGAAAAUGUUAGCAUCAGAAAUGCUCAAAAAACUGUUCGAAAAGUUGAGAUAGGAUGGAUGAAUUCUCGAGAUGGGAAGCUUUUACAAGUUCGGACAAAGAAAGGUGGUGGAACAAGAAAAAUUGAUGUGUCAAAGGACUGUAGAAAAAAUGACUUAAUUGAAAAGGCAGUGGGUUUGUUUUUUCCGUCUCAAAGAAAUUCACAUGGAAGAAUUACAGAUUUUGAGGUUGACAUGACAGAUUUCCAGGAACAUUCACUUGAUGAACAUAUUACAGUUGGAGAACUUUAUGAGCAGACAAAACUACCUGUUUUGCGUUUUUACCUAACAACCAAAAAGCAGGACACUGGCAGCGACUCAGAACCAGACAACCCCAGUGGAAAUGACCAAGACACUUUAAGGUUUUCUACUCACUCUCAAGUUUGCACACCACUGACUCAAUCCAAAGCACCAGACAGCAUUGAUGCCAUAUAUGUUGGAACCAGCAGUGUCCUGACAAACAGCAGCAGUGAUAAUGUUCACCUAGUUUACUCUACUGAUGACAUGGGUGAUUUGUCCAAUGUCCAAGAGCUAGAUGCAGGAAUCAAUGGGGACAUUUUAGAAGACAGUGGCACUGUUACCUUUUUCACAGGACACAUUUCUGACACAGAUAGUGUCAGUCUUGAUGACACCCUUCCUCUGUCUCCACAGCCAUUUAUUUUUCUCUGGAGUAUUUAUAAGACCUGCAAUGUCAUAUACUCCAAAGUUAAAGUUUAA